Molecule: messenger RNA, 3427 nt
Organism: Drosophila ananassae
Lineage: Eukaryota; Metazoa; Arthropoda; Insecta; Diptera; Drosophilidae
Product: probable serine/threonine-protein kinase kinX
Exons: 3
Coding region: 316-3090 (924 amino acids)
Cellular component (GO): extracellular region
Molecular function (GO): chitin binding
Source: RefSeq, a predicted model, not a curated record
GCGUCGGCUGAACGGUGGCAGUUAGUAUUUCCCAGCCAACGGUGCCUCACAGGUGUGCGAAGAGCCUCAGGAGCCGCAGUGCGAGUGCAAGCUUUGGUCUUGAAAUAUUUUCUUACAAAAUUUUGUAACUGGAUAACGAAUUGGAUUAAACACACAACACCCCAAAAAAAUCAACCAAAAAAAUCACAAAUCUCUCUAAAAAACCGCGACCUCUUAGCGGAUUAUCGAAUGUGUUCCAGACAAGUGCCACGAGCCGUGUGAUAAUAAAAUAAUAAAAUCCAUAUAAAGUGAAUUAAAACUAUCAAUAUCCAAGUGAUGACGAAAAUGUGGAGAACCGUGUGUGUGGUGCUUUUCUUAACGGCAACCUGCCAGGCAGGACCCCUCCAUUCUGGCCACCAGAAAAGAAAACACCCUGCGAUACGUGAGGAGCCUUCUCCUCCUGCUGAGGUGGAAAUGCCAGAACAGACGGAAUCGGAGGUGGAGUCCAGUGCUCCGGCGGAAAACGCUUCCCUGGGCACGCUCACCCUGCCCAGCAAUGCCACAUCCAUCAGGGCCGACAUCACGGACAACUUUUCGUGCGCCAACAAGUCGUAUGGAUACUACGCGGAUGUGGAGAACGAUUGCCAGAUCUUCCAUGUGUGCCUGCCAGUGACCUAUGCCGAUGGCAGGGAGAACACCUUCCGCUGGAGCUUCAUCUGCCCCGAGGACACCAUUUUCAGCCAGGAAUCCUUCACCUGCAUGCGUCGGGAGGACAUGACCAUCGAGUGCUCCGACAGUUCUCGGUACUACGAACUGAACGGCAACUUUGGUGGUCCCGUGGAGGAGGAGAGCAAGCCCACUCCUGCCGAGAGUGAGCAGCCAGAAAAGGAGGAAAUGGAAGAGGAGGAACCGGAAGUUUCAGCCCCAGCUCCUGUGGAGCCUGCCAAGCCCAUGAAGCCAGUAAAGACGCAAAAGCCCAAGCCCCAGCGCAGGAAACCCCAAAGAAAAACAGCAGUGACUGCCGCUCCGGUAGUGGAAUCUCAGCCAGAGCCUGUAGCUCCUGUGGAAAUGGAACCCAAGCCAGUGAAGCCUCAACGGUUCACCGUCAGACCCAAUAAGGAUAACAAGCCCAAGCCUGCCAUAGCCGCUCCUCCAAUGAGGAAUGAGCUCUUCAACGGAAUUCGCAAACGUCCUGCCAUCUUCAACAAGCCAACCACAACCCCCAAGCCCAUUGAGGAAGUUGUGGACACGGAGCCUGUGGCAGUCACCGAGGCAGUGGUGCAACUUAGUGAGCCCCAACCCACACUCAAGUUGCAGACCAUGUUUGCAGAGCCAGUGGUGAUUCCUGUGGAAGUGCAGGAGCCGGAGGUUCAGGCUUCCGAGCCAGCAGUGUCCUUUGUUCAGCCAGAAGUUGUUCCUGAGGAAGUUGCCCCCACAAAGAUCCAGAUCGAUACCAAAAUCGACGAUGUAAAGCCCAUCGAAGCCUUUGAGGAGAUCCCUGCCGUCGUUGUGGAAUCUUUGGAAGAACAAAAGCCACAGGAAACUGAGAAGGAGCCAGUGGAGGAGCAGGCCAUUAAAACAACAGAUGAGGUUAAGCCAGAAGAGGAGAUUAAGGCUGAGGAAGAGAUUAAGCCCGAGGAAGAGACCAAGCCUGAGGAAGAGAUGAAGUCUGAGGAAGCACCUAAACAGGAAGAGGAUAUCAAACCUGAAGAGGAAGUCAAGCAGGAGGAAGAAAUCAAGCCUGUAGAAGAAACCAAACCCGAAGAAGAGAUCAAGCUGGAGGAAGAAACCAAGCCAGAAGAAGAAACCAAACAAGAAGAAGAAAUCAAACCCGAAGAAGAACCAGAAGUUCCAGCCAAAGUUGAAGAAAUCUCAGUCCCUGUAGCCCAGGAAACUCCUGCCAAUCCUGCCAUAGUGGAAACCAGCAACUCUAACGAGGAACCCAACAUAGAAUCCCUAGAAGCAGCUAGGCCCGCCGAUGCGCCCGAAAGUAUGCCCGCCACUCCCGGAAUGGAGGAACAUAGCCCUCUCGUAGAGCAGGUCUUGGAUUUGGAUACAAUUAAGGAGGGUGGAGAGGCCCAAGAGUCGCUUGGUGGCUUCAAGCCUGUGGAUCCUGUCAUGGCCGCUGAGGCCGAGCAGUUGAUCACCGACUUUCUGAAUACCCUGAGAAAGAACGAAGAGAAACCCGAGACUGACAUGGCUGAAAAGGUGCAACCAGAGGAAGCUAAUGCAGCGGAUGUGUCCAUCGAGGAGGCCAAACUGCCAGAGCCCGAGAUUGUAGACAAGAACGCAUCGAUCGAGGAGCAGAUUCUUGAGGAAUCAGAGCCUCAGAAGUCCCACAAACCAGAUAUGAUGAAGGAUUCCCCCAUAAUCAAUAUUAUGCAACUGAAUCACCUGCCCAUGGACUACCAAAUACCAGUCCAAGUGAUUCCACUUGAGGCGCAGCCUGCUCCUGAGCAGCUAGAGAUGUCCGGACAACCCGAAGAGGCUGAGAAAAUCGCUGCCGAGGAAGCAACUCCUGAGGAAGUCAAGGAAACAGCUCCUGAGGAAAUCAAGGAGGAUGUCGUCGAAAGCUCACCCGAAGCGGUGGAGGACACCGCCCCAGAGGAUCUGAAAGAACAUACUCUUGAGGAAAGCAAAGAACCUUCCCCUGAGGAAAGCAAUAAUGAGGAAACCCAAUCCCAUGAUGAUGCCCAGGAUAAUCUAGUCACCGCCGCCUACAUGCCCUCCAUUAGCAUCGAUGAUAUUGUGGAGCUCGUCAAGGAGCGCUUGGAUCAGACGCCAAAGAAGGAACAGAUGGCUCCCAUGGAGCUCAUUCUCACACCGGGCGCUGCAGCUCCCUUGACCCUGGUCCAAGCUACUCCCGAUCCGGAGAACCAGGCAGAAAGCGAAGCGGAAACCCUGCCCGAGGAGGAGAAUCCCAUUCUGCCCAUUUACAGUCGCAUCACCGCAGCCGAGCCCGCCAUGUCCAAGGUUCAGACACUGCCAGUGACCGCUGGCAAGGUGGAGACGGAUGAGACGGAAUCCCAGCCGGAGGUCAGAGAACCCAAGGCCAAGGCUAAGAUGGAUGCUCGAAAGCGCCGUUUCCUGUUCCGUGCCGAUGCCAGUUAGAUAGAGCCAGACCGUGAGAGAGAAAGAUAGAUAGAUGGACAGAUAGCAAUCCUGGCGAGGAUCGCCCUCCUCCCACUUAGCCCAAAACCGGAACCGGAACCCCGUUCACCUCCUAGUUCCCAAAUAAGAAAACGCUAUCCCACUCAUUUGCAAUUUAGGCAAGUUUUUAAAUUAAUUUUUUGAUUUCCUAGUUUUUAUGGCCAUUUCUGAAAAAAAAACGAAAAACGCGAGCACGAGAGUUGAAAUUUAAGUUUAGAGUUGUUGUUCCCAGGAGUUGAAGAAAGAAAAAACACAAAACUUUCCAAAAAAAUAUUAAAAUAAAAUUUUUUAAAUAAAA